Danio aesculapii is the source of this 522-nucleotide messenger RNA. RefSeq names its product protein Lines homolog 1-like. The coding region runs from base 52 to 522 and encodes 156 amino acids. The transcript has 2 exons. The record is from RefSeq and is a predicted model, not a curated record. NCBI's taxonomy places the organism in Eukaryota, Metazoa, Chordata, Actinopteri, Cypriniformes, Danionidae.
UCUCACCGCUGCUGCUGGGUUUCCGCACUGUUUGCUGAACAGGAUGACGACAUGAUGGAAGCAACCAACACUCUGAUGGCCUUGUAUUUAUAUCAGAAAAGGAGCUGCUCAGACUCUGGUGUGUGCAUCUGGGGAUUUAACCCUCACUGUCUCUUCAUCCUCCUGCUGCGUUCGCUCUCAUUUGACCACAGUGUCCUGUUGGACUUCCUCAUCUCCUCCGAGACCUGCUUUCUGGAGUACUUCGUCCGAUACCUUAAACUGCUCCGGCAGGACUGGACGGGCCUGUGCAGAUCCUCUCGACACAUUGAAGACUGCGACAGAGAUGCUAAAAGAGGAUCUGAUCUCUCAAUUCCAGCUUCAUCUGCAGCUGCGGUUCCCUGUGGUGAAUCAGCAACAGGUAACAAAGUCGAAAACGCUUUAGUUUCUCGACUGGUUGAUUAUGGGAGUUCAGACGAGUCGGAGGAAGCAGACGCUGUCGAUUGUGGAGCUUCUGUAAUGUUGGUGGAAGUCUCUGUUAGGUAA